UCCUUUUUCCUAUUUUAUAAUCCUAAUCUGUCAAUUUCAUUCGCCAUUUGUUUCCUCUCUGAGGAUUUUAGCCCCAUCUGUCUGCCUGUUUUUCUUCGUUCGCGGGACAUCCAGUCAAUAAUACGAAAUACGCGACUCGAUCUGGUUACACUCCGGUAUGAGAACGACCGAUCUGACUUGCUGCGGUCAGCCUUGUUCCCACAUCUCAAAGGCGCCACUCAACGAAUGGCACCCCUCCCGAGUUCCCCAUCAAUCAAGAUCAAUUUCUACUCCUACCACCACACAUACACACACACAAAGACCAGUGGCAUUUGAGGUAUUCCGUACGCCCCAUCAGAUUCAGGUUUGCUUCAUUUCUUUUUUGACUUUUUUGUUUUUCCUGUUUCAAUUUUGCUUUUCUUUCUCUCUUCGGGAUGACGAAAGUUUGGCAGUUUGCGAGUUGAUGCUGUCAGUAACCGUCCAAUCCUAUCCAUCCCUCCCCGGCCCGGUUCGAAUAAACUUGAGACAGCCUAACGGUGUCCGGUCGAUUAAUUUAUUACUCACCCUUCCCAUGCGGAUGAUGAUGAUGAUGAUUCUGCUGCUGAUGAUGCUGCUGAAAGGAAAGUAAUGACGGUGUAACCCCAGCUCUUGGGCUGGAAAGCGGCCGAUCAAUCAUCAUUGGCACUCUGGUGGGCUCCUGAUCCUGCCGCUUCCCGGCGACUAGCUUCCUGCAUCAUGCUUCC
Aspergillus eucalypticola CBS 122712 is the source of this 722-nucleotide messenger RNA. RefSeq lists its product as uncharacterized. The record is from RefSeq and is a predicted model, not a curated record. The coding region runs from base 158 to 607 and encodes 149 amino acids. The transcript has a single exon. Lineage: Eukaryota; Fungi; Ascomycota; Eurotiomycetes; Eurotiales; Aspergillaceae.